AUAAAAAUGUCGGCUAAUACUUAAUAAUGAUCGCUUUAGUAAAGUUUUAAUGGUGAUAAUUCAGUGAGUGUUAAGAAUAAAGUAAUUCGUUUCCAUUUCAAGAUUUUAAAAUCUUUUUUGUUGUAAUAAUGAAAACUAAGCGCGAUUGCAUUGCAGUGCUAGAAUCGACGUCGGUGUAGCUUUCAUAAGUUUCUUGUGUGUGUGUGUUUGUGCAAGCGCGCCUUUAAGCAAUUGCCUGUGUGAUGGAGAUAGCUAUAGAAUGACUUGGAAGCGAAACAGAAGAAGCAGCGAUGUAAACAAACGGUACUUAAGCUGGUUAACACAGGACCAAGGAAAGGACUCGUCGUAAGGAGCAAGUUGAAUGAUUGAAAAUGCAAAUCGCAUAGAGGCAAAAAGGCAACCACAACUGACUUGCUGAACGGGGGGAGCAACAGCAACCAAUCAACACCUACAAAAGCACUUUCAAUAGCAGAGGAGCAACAGAAGAGAGGAGGUGACCUAGUGGAGCGGAGGUGGAGGAGGAGUGGCUAAAGGACAGCUAUUAAAGUUGGCGGAAAUGACACAGUCAAAAUGUAUCGCUGUAAAAAUUGGUUUUGUGCUCGCAGCAAUAACAACAACUAUGUUGAUGUGGCACUAAGCGAACCAGGCACGGGAACGGGAACAGGAACUGGAAACGCUGCCAAUGCACGUAACAACAACACUAGCAAAAGCAAUCAACCGACAAACAGAGGCAGUGGCAUCAGCAACACUAACAUCAACCACAGCACAACCAAUCAUAGUGGUGUAACAGAUGCAGAGGCAGCUGCCUCUCAUGGUGUGGCUGGGGGUGUAGGUGUGGCUGGCUCACAGGUUGCCACUGCCUCUCAUGUGGUCACCUUUCUGGAUGAUGCGGCAAGCGGCAGUAAUGGAGCCGUAACAAGCAGCCGCAUUGUAACCACUGCCGAAUUGCAUCAGGCCCAUAUGUUGGAGCAUCAUUCCAAUUUGGAUGCCAUUGAGCAGGCUGAUGAUUUUAUCUAUGGCCCUGGCGCUGGUCUUUCGCUAUGCGAUGAUAGUUUGCCAUCGGCUAAAAAUUGCUACCGUUUGGUCAUGCUUGGCUCAUCACGCUCGGGCAAAUCAUCGAUUGUGGCACGUUUCCUGGGCAAUCGUUUCGAGGAGGCCUAUACACCAACCAUUGAGGAAUUUCAUCGUAAAUUGUAUCGCAUACGAAAUGAGGUCUUUCAAUUGGACAUUUUGGAUACUUCUGGCUAUCAUCCAUUUCCCGCAAUGCGUCGUCUGUCAUUUCUAACGGGCGAUCUCUUCAUACUCGUCUUUAGUAUGGAUUCACGUGAAUCAUUCGAGGAGGUGGUGCGACUACGUGAGAAUAUAUUGGAAACCAAAUGGGCAGCCUUGAAUCCUGGUUCGGGAUUCAAAAAGAAAAGUUUACCCAAAAUACCCAUGAUAUUGGCUGGAAAUAAAUGUGAUCGGGAUUUCAAGACGGUUCAACUGGAUGAGGUAAUGGGCUAUAUUGCUGGACAGGAUAAUUGUUGUACUUUUGUCGAGUGCUCGGCCAGACAAAAUUAUCGCAUCGAUGAUUUGUUUUAUGCUCUCUUUAUGGUUUCCAAUUUGCCGCUGGAAAUGACACCAAAUCAUCAUCGUCGUUUGGUUUCCGUGUUUGGUGCCCCAUCGCCGUUGCCGCCCCACGGGGCUGGCAAUGUGGGCGGCGGCAGUGGCAAAAAGAAUGCCUUGUCCAUUAAGCGAAGGUUCAGUGAUGCCUGCGGCGUCGUAACACCGAAUGCCCGGAGACCCAGCAUACGAACGGAUCUGAAUCUAAUGCGUUCCAAGACCAUGGCACUCAAUGAAGGCGAAGGAGUGGGCAACUCCUCGAAUCGUUGGCAACGCUGCUCCCUAAUGUAAUGAAUGAGGGCCAGUGAGCCAGUGAAGUAUAUAGCAAAUGGACAACUUGUGUGAUAGAUAAGUGGGCGUGGUCGGUAACUAAUUUCUAAAUGCAGCUUUUGGGUGAUUUUUGAUAUUAAAUUAUGUAGACACAGAAACACACACACACA
Molecule: messenger RNA, 2042 nt
Organism: Drosophila willistoni
Lineage: Eukaryota; Metazoa; Arthropoda; Insecta; Diptera; Drosophilidae
Product: GTP-binding protein Rhes
Exons: 5
Coding region: 571-1893 (440 amino acids)
Molecular function (GO): GTPase activity; GTP binding
Source: RefSeq, a predicted model, not a curated record